Messenger RNA from Thermothielavioides terrestris NRRL 8126, 3338 nucleotides. RefSeq lists its product as uncharacterized. The coding region runs from base 384 to 3083 and encodes 899 amino acids. Gene Ontology annotation, molecular function: zinc ion binding. Lineage: Eukaryota; Fungi; Ascomycota; Sordariomycetes; Sordariales; Chaetomiaceae. The record is from RefSeq and is a predicted model, not a curated record. The transcript has a single exon.
CGCCACUGCCAUGGAUGUUACACUGGACAUGGAUGACUGUAUCCGGCAGUUCACCUCACUUCAACUCUUCCAGUCCUUGAACAGGCGAACCAUCAGCGCCUGUUGUUCUCACAUCUCUCCCAAAGCGAACAAUCUGUUUCUACUUGUCGGUCUCGGGAAAAGUCCAACCUUUACGUUUUAUGAAAUGAAGCAGUAGCCGAAGCGGCCAGGUAACCGAGUGACCCGUUCCGGGCUCGAGCUUGUACGUGUCAGGCCGCUCAUCGAUGAACAAUCUGUUCCAACCGUCCGGAUCCGUCAGCGAACGAACCAUGACCCCUCUGCUCUGCCCAUAACAUCACGAACUUGGCACGCCCAAGCGAUGAUUCACAUCCCCUCCCGCUGCCAUGCCUUCCAUAUCGCGCGAAAAUGCGAGAAUCUGGCUGCUUCUCACCAUCUUCUUCCUGACCAUCCUCUCCCGGAAUGACGGCCCCGCCCUGAUCACGGGCCCCUUCAUGGGCGCAUCCCGCCUCGGCCGCCUGCGCGAUGCGCACCGCGUGCUGAACAGCACAAAAUGGGGCGACUUCGACCCUCACGAAGCCGUGGAGGAUGCGCCGCCGUGGCAGGCUCCCCGCUUCCUCAACCUGACCGGCUUCCGCCAGACCGACGGCUAUGCCUGGGUCGAUCUCCCCUACUUCAGGGACCGCUGCCGUCAGUGGAGCCGCCACGCCUAUCCGCCGAAGGACGGUCCCGACGAGUGGGACCAUGGGCCGGUUCCCAAGACGUGGCAGAAUGCGACCGGCACCGUGCAUGGGAAAUGGGUGCGGCGCCCGGGCUCGGUCGUCAGGAAGGCGAGCGGCUACAAUCUCACCGCGAUUGCCCCCGGCGUCGACUGGGUAGACAGCCACGUCGAAUGGGGCUGGAACGUGACUGGCUCCCACGGCACGAUCUUGCUGCGGCUGGCUGAGGACGCUGACGACGCGCCGUAUGAGGAGGAGACAGAGGAGGGCCAGCGCCCGCGGUCGGCGGGCAUGGCAAGAGAGAUUUCGGCCGUGGCCGACAUCCAGGACGAGGCAAAUUCGGCACCCAGCUUCGCCGUCCGACUCCAUGGCGUGCACUGGCCGCGGCAGGGCUCCAUCCUACUGACGACGACAACCGAAAAGUUCUCCGGCAUCUUUGGCCUGCCUCAUCUCGCCCCCGGACCGGACUUCUUCCAGUCGAGCCAGAAACUGCUGAACCGGACUCUGGGAGAAGUCCUCCGCAAGAAGGAGCGCAGGCGAUUUGCGGACCCCAGCAACCCUUGGACCCCGGUGGUCGAAGAGGAGAUUUCGGUUCCGCUGCCGCGUUGCGAGUACAUCAUGUAUUUGCAGCUUCAUCCGCUGGACCCCAUAUUUAUCGGCGAGACCGGGCUCGACGACCAGCUGGUCCCCGUCGUCGAUCAGCUUGAGAAUGAGCUCCGAUUCCCCACCGGCGCGCCCUCCAGAGGCACCCCGGACCUGCGCAUGUCGCUCGUCGCAUGGUCUCCGGAUUGUGCCUACUACCUCGAGUCCAAGGGCCCACCGCUAUUCCCUUCGGUCGAGGGGCAGCACCUCGUCGGCGUCAAAUCAGAGGUCCUGCUGUCUCGGACCAAGGCGUGGAUGUUCGGGUUCGCCGCCGUUCUCAUGGCACAGCUGUGGCUGCUCAAAACGCAAAUGAAGGAGUCAAAUACCCCGUCUACGCUCGGGCGUAUCAGUUUCCAGACGAUCGCUAUGAUGCUGCUGGCCGAUGGCCUGGUCUUUGCAUGCUCGUCGGCCUGGAGCCUCUCGGCCACCAACACGUUCCUCCCUUCGCUGAUCCUCACCUUUGCCGCCUUCAUGUCCAUGGCCAUCGGCGCUGGGUUCCUGUCCGAGAUUCACAAGCACCAAGAGCCGGAGCGGCGGCGCGAGCAGAAUAGAACCAACGAAGCCAACGCAUCACGCACCCCUCCCGCCGCGGCCCCGUCCCCCGCCGCUGCCACAUCAACUUCCCCCGGCAUGCUUCCUGCCCCCGUGACCGCCGGAAGCGCUGCUCGUCCUUCCUCGCCCCCAGUCAUCAUUCCCUCCGACCAAGACAUCGACGCCGAAAUAGCCGAGAACGCCGCCUCAGGCGCUGCCGCCCUCACAUUGCCAACUACCCGCACCCCACCAACAACAACAACAACAACGGCAACAACAACCACCACUCCUCCCCGCCCGCGGGUCAGCGCCUUUGCCUCCAUCACCGGGACCUUCGUGACGAUCGGCAUCGCGAUCCUGAUCCUGACAGCCAUGUCGAUGGCGUGGCCGCCGCGGGCGCGCGCGGCGCUCUUCCACGCGCUGGCGUUCGCCUACCUGUCGCUCUGGCUGCCGCAGAUCCGGCGCAACGCGCGGCGCAACAGCCGCCGGGCGCUCGCCUGGCGCUUCAUGGUCGGGCAGUCGGCGCUGCGGGCGCUGCCGCUGGCCUACUUCUACCUGCGGCACGACAACAUCCUGUUCGUCGAGCCCGACGCGGUCGCGUUCGCCGUCCUCGUCGCCUGGCUCUGGCUGCAGCUCGUCGUCCUGGCCGUGCAGGACGUGCUCGGCCCCCGCUUCGGCCUGCCGCGCAGCUGGGCCCCCGAGGUCUGGGAGUACCAUCCCGUCCUGCGCGAGGACGAUGCCGAGGCCGGCGGCUUGCCCAUCGGUCUCGUCUCGGCGGCGUCCUCCUCCUCCUCCGCAGGGCUGGGUGGCGGCGGGGCCGGGGACAGCGCGGCAAGCUCGCCGGUUGCUGUCGCCGCGGGGAGGAGGAGGAGCUGGUCGUUUGGGGACGGCGGCGGCGGGGAGGGAGGAGGCGAGGACGGAGCGAGGAGGCGGGAGCGCGAGAAGGAGCUGCGCCGGCACGGCAUGGCGCUGCGGUCGAUCGACUGCGCCAUCUGCACCGAGGUGCUCGAGGUGCCGGUCGUGAGGGCUAACGCGAAGGAUCCGUCGGCCGCCGGCGGGCUGGUGGGCGUGUUUGCCCGCAGGGUCUACAUGGUCACGCCGUGUCGGCACAUCUUCCACACCAAGUGCUUGGAGGGCUGGUUUAGGUACAAGCUGCAGUGCCCGAUAUGCCGGGAGGAGCUGCCGCCGCUGUGAGGCGGAUGAUAAUGUGGCCAGCGGGGUCCUCAUGAUUUGGGGUUGUCGGUAUGAACUGAGAGGUAUGUACGAGGCGCCGAGCCAGGUUGUCGAUGAGAGACAUGGUUGUUUUUGGGUUGAGGGCCAAGUAAUGCAGGAGAGAGUGGGUGUAUUUUGAAUGUAUGCAUAGUACCUACAAAAAGCAACGCGUAAUGAAGCAGUCUUGGAAUGCCAGUUCCAACUCGAAAAGAAAAGUAUGGCUCAGUCAGGGAAACG